AUGCUCUCCACUCAGACCCUCGCCCGCGCAACCGCCCGCGUUAUCGCAAGGCCACAGCAAUCGCGUAUUGCUCUCCAGGCCAGAAGAUUCGCUUCCGAGACUUCCAAGGCAACUGAAAGUACCUUUGUCAAGGAAAGAGAAGCUGUCAAGCACCAUGCCGCUGAAUCAAGUGAACUCUGGCGCAAGAUCUCCCUCUAUGUUGUUCCACCAUGCCUAGUCCUCAGUUCUAUCAACGCCUACAAUCUUUGGAACGAACAUUGGGAGCACUGGAAACACAUGCCUGCCCUUGAGGAGCGUGCUGAAUACCCUUACCAGAACAUCAGGUCCAAGAACUACUUUUGGGGUGAUGGUGAUAAGACAAUCUUCUGGAACGACUCAGUCAACUACCACAAGCGGGACGAUUAG
Morchella importuna is the source of this 405-nucleotide messenger RNA. RefSeq lists its product as uncharacterized. Bases 1 to 405 code for a protein of 134 amino acids. Gene Ontology annotation, molecular function: enzyme regulator activity. Gene Ontology annotation, cellular component: mitochondrial inner membrane. Lineage: Eukaryota; Fungi; Ascomycota; Pezizomycetes; Pezizales; Morchellaceae. The transcript has 5 exons. Gene Ontology annotation, biological process: mitochondrial electron transport, cytochrome c to oxygen. The record is from RefSeq and is a predicted model, not a curated record.